UCAACAAAAACACAAGCUUUACGCACUCUGUAUUUUUUUCUCUUUGGUGGCAUAGAGAGAAAGCAAGUCCAUUUCUUGAACAAUGGCGAAGUUGGAUCAAUUUGAAAACAUGUACGAUGUUGGAUCGAAGCCUCCGAUGCUUCGGAAUCUGAUUAGACACUACUUACCCGCCGCGAACCACCCUCGCGAUCUGAACACCAGCUGUUUUGAGCUUCCCAAACUGGUUUCAGUCCUUCAAACGCACCGCCUCUUGUCGGAAUCGGACUCCCACUCCGUGGACCCAAAACUCAUUAACGCCUGGAAAUCUGCCGUUGAUGAUUGGCUCGGUUGCUUGUUAUCGUUGCUCUCUAGUGACAUGUCAGAUAAAUGUUGGGUUGGAAUCUGUUUGCUUGGGGUUACUUGUCAAGAGUGCAGUAAUCAACGGUUUUUGACUUCGUACUCUGUUUGGCUUGACAACCUUCUAUCACAUAUUCAGCCUCCUUCAGACUCUCAACUUGUGAAGAUUGCUUCUUGUACCUCACUAUCAGAUCUGUUGACAAGAUUGGCUAGAUUUUUUGAGGUAAAGAAAGAUGCGAAUUCGCUUGCCGGGAAGCUCAUCCAACCUGUUUUAAAGCUCUUAAAUGAAGAUAAUGUGGAGGCUGUUUGGGAAGGAGCAGCUAGCUUAUUGUACACCCUUAUAACAUUCUUUCCAGCUUCUAUCCAUCAUUCUUAUGACAAGGUUGAAGCUGCUAUUGCUUCAAAAAUUCUUUCAGGGAAAUUUAGUACUAUAACAUUAAAGAAACUUGGCUAUUGCUUAGCAUUACUCCCAAAAUCAAAAGGAGACAAAGAUAGCUGGUCCUUAAUGAUGCAAAAAAUUUUGAUAUCAAUUAAUGAUCACCUCAACGAAGCCUUUCAAGGUGUAGAAGAAGAAGCUAAAUACGAUGAAGCUAGGAGAUUAUUGGUUACUCCCGGAAAAGAUCUGCCAUCACCUUUAGGAGGUCAUACCUCAUUGGAAGGCGGCUCUUAUAACAGAACAAGUUCUGAAAGAUUACCUACAGCAACUAUCUCUACUCUCAUGUUUUGCUGUUGUAAAAUGCUUACAAGUUCAUACCCAGUUCAGGUUAGUGCUCCAGUUCGUUCAAUCUUAGCUCUUGUUGAGAGGCUGCUGAGGGUUGAUGGUUCUUUGCCACCCACCAUGCUGCCAUUUAUGACUUCUUUGCAACGGGAGUUAAUGUGUUCAGAACUUCCAGUCUUGCAUGCAUAUAGUUUGGAGCUUCUAAUUGCAGUUAUAAAGGGGAUGCGCAGGCAACUGUUACCACAUUCUGCAUACGUUGUGAGAGUUGUUACAAGAUAUUUCAAAAUAUGUGCUCUUCCUGAAUUGAGAAUAAAGCUCUAUUCAGUCAUAAGGAUGUUGCUUCUAUCUAUGGGUGUUGGAAUGGCUAUAUAUCUUGCACCAGAUGUCAUUGACAAUGCUUUUAGUGAUCUGAAUUCUCCUGCUGGUGAAGAUUUUGAGAUAUCACCUGCGAACACUGGCCCUGCUUUGCUGCAGCCUAGCAAUAGGAAAAGAAAGCAUGGUACUAAAACUGGAUCUAUGGAGAAGCAAGGAGCUAGUCCGAAAGUUGGAGAAUCCAAUACCCAUCAAACGACUCCAAUCACUGUAAAAAUAGCUGCAGUUGACUCUUUGGAACUUCUUCUGACAGUGGGUGCUGCUUCAAAAUCUGAUAGCUGGCGAUCAAGCAUUGAUAGUCUUUUACUAAGGACAGCAAUAAAUUCUUGUAAAAGGGGAUGGGGGAAUGUGGAAAACAAUGUUUUCCUUCCCCAUGAACCAGCCUCGGUAUGGGCAGAUUUCCAGCUCUCGUCAUUACGUGCGCUCUUGGCAUCAUUCCUUGCCCCAGCUCGUGUCCGCCCGCCAUAUUUAUCUCAGGGUCUUGAACUUUUUCGUAGAGGUAAACAAGAAGCUGGAACAACGCUCGCACAAUUUUGUGGUUAUGCUUUGUUCUCUCUGGAGGUGCUCAUACAUCCCCGAGCCCUUCCUCUAGAUGAUUUCCACCCUGCUUAUCAUAACCCUACUGAUGGAGCUAGCAAUAGAUUCCCGGAAAAUACUUACUCCGGCAGUCAGAAACAAAAUUCAUUGUUUUUAAGUGCCGCUCAGAGAACAGAAGAAGGUGCUAUCAAAUCACAUGAUGAUGAUUUAUAUAACAAGUGGCUUGAAAACGAAAACAAUGCUUUCAAGGAUAUGAGGGAUACAUCUAGACCAAAUGAUUCAUCAUUAGCAAAUGUUUUAGAGGUAAGCGAACAAGAACCAGCAGCAGCUAAUGCAGAUUUGCAUAUGAGAGGCGAAGAUGAAAUCGUGGUGCAGCCCCGGCGCUUAGAAGAACCAAUUCCAAAGUCUCAGGAAAUUGUUUCUGCCAAUGCGGACACAAGUCGUCCUGCAGUUGGAACAAAUCUUGAAGGUGGUCAAAUAGAAUCUAAGAAGGUUCUUUCUGCUUCUGAUAGAUUAAAUGAUAUUGAUCACGAUAUGUUGUCUGGUGUCGAUAAAGCCAAUUUCGAUACCGUUGGAAGAAAAACCUCAUCAACCUUGCCAAAUGUAGAAAAGGGUAGUUCAUCUAUGACACAUCUGGAAAGUGAGUCAUCCAUGGACUCUUUUCCCAACAUUGUUGAUGCUGAUCCUGAUACUGAUUCUGAUUCUGACUAGGAACAUAGGGUGAGAGGAAUGGUAAUCAAUCAACUGUUUAAGUGAACGGAAUCUAUGACGACAUAGGUGGUCUGUACCAUGUUUCUUAUUAGCAAAUUUCCAGAACCAGCCGUUGCGAAUCUGAGCAAACUGAGAGGAACACAGAAAGAAGAAGAGCGGAUUAAAUGUUUCUUUUGUUUAUUUCAACAUUAUGUUUUGGAGAAUGGAGAUCGGACGGGACAUCGAUUAUGAGGUAAGGCAAGGUGACUUGAGACAACCGGUAGAAAAUAUAUAAUAUAUUCAUGGUGAUUGUUGUUAGUUGUUACCACAAGGCUAUCUUGUAAAAGAUGUGUUCCAUUGUUUCUGAGAUUGGC
Molecule: messenger RNA, 3027 nt
Organism: Hibiscus syriacus
Lineage: Eukaryota; Viridiplantae; Streptophyta; Magnoliopsida; Malvales; Malvaceae
Product: proline-, glutamic acid- and leucine-rich protein 1-like
Exons: 13
Coding region: 83-2674 (863 amino acids)
Biological process (GO): rRNA processing
Cellular component (GO): nucleus
Source: RefSeq, a predicted model, not a curated record